AUGGCUGUCUACAUCAAACAAAGCCCUCCCCGGGAGGGAGUACGCGGGGGGUGGGAGGACUUCAAGUGGGAUUCUCUCAAGACGCAGACAAACGCUGACCGCGAUUAUUACCUCGGUGAGGGACGGAAGCCGCGCCACCUCCUUGCAGGUGAAGCUCUUCCAGACGAAGAGCCGCCCCCUGCAGCUGCAACUGCAACGGCAACGGCGGUGGCUGACGACCGCAGGGUCGCUGCUAAGGCGCUGAAGAAGCUCAAGAAGGAACAGAAGAAGCUGAAAAAGAUGCGGAAAAAGGAACAAAGAAGGGAAGCAAAACGUCUUCGCAUGGUGAAGAGAGAGCGCGACAGCGACUCCUCCAGUUCUUCUCGCAGCCGUUCAUCUUCAGCUGACAGCCGCAGCGACCAUCGCGUCAAGAGGCUCCGUGGUAGCCCGAGCCCCAGCAAGCGGAGUAGAGACGUGAACAGGAAUCGUCGGGGAGAGGAGCAUGCCACAAACGCCGGCGAUCCCACAGUCGGGACAGAGGCCAUAGGGGCCGCAAGAGCAAACGACGGUCGCGCUCACCGCAGAGUGAGGAGGAGAGGGAGAGGCAUCACCGACAGCAUCACAGGAGCAAUGGGCAGACCGGCGAGGGCAGCGAGCGGCAGCGGGGCCACACAGAAGAAAGAGCCCACAGGCGUCACCGUUCAGAAGAUGAAGAAGGGGCACGCCAUGAACGCUCAUCGCGGAUGCAAGCAGCGGUGA
Messenger RNA from Eimeria mitis, 738 nucleotides. RefSeq lists its product as uncharacterized. Lineage: Eukaryota; Apicomplexa; Conoidasida; Eucoccidiorida; Eimeriidae. The record is from RefSeq and is a predicted model, not a curated record.